Molecule: messenger RNA, 2357 nt
Organism: Physcomitrium patens
Lineage: Eukaryota; Viridiplantae; Streptophyta; Bryopsida; Funariales; Funariaceae
Product: phragmoplastin DRP1E
Cellular component (GO): microtubule; membrane; cytoplasm
Molecular function (GO): GTPase activity; microtubule binding; GTP binding
Source: RefSeq, a predicted model, not a curated record
AACAUCUUCCUUCCGCACUGGCUCUCUGCUGCGUUGCGUUGCUUGCUGUGUUGCGAGGGCGUCUGAUUCUGGCCUUUGCAGUCAUCGUGGAUGUUGUAUGUGUAGCGGAGCUGCCCUGGAGCUGUACCUCAGUUGUACAGGGGUUAAACUUUAGGCUUCGAACCGAACGCCUUACUUGGCACACUAUAAAAUAUCCUCAAGAUGGAUAACAAUUUGAUAGGCUUAGUCAAUCGGAUUCAACGAGCUUGCACGGCUCUUGGUGACUACGGUGGCGAGGGUGCUGUCGCAAGUCUUUGGGAGUCUUUGCCCUCAGUCGCAGUUGUUGGAGGCCAGAGUUCUGGGAAGUCUUCAGUUCUUGAGAGUAUUGUUGGCCGUGAUUUUCUUCCCCGUGGUUCCGGUAUUGUGACUCGGCGGCCGCUUGUACUGCAGUUGCAUAAAACGGAUGACAGAUUCGAGUAUGCAGAGUUUCUUCAUAUGCCCAAGAGACGGUUUACUGAUUUGGCUGCUGUCAGGAAAGAGAUUUCAGACGAAACUGACCGGAUCACAGGGCGCUCGAAGCAGAUCUCUCCUGUACCAAUUCAUUUGAGUGUUUAUUCUCCCAAUGUGGUGAAUCUUACUCUUAUUGAUCUUCCUGGUCUGACCAAAAUCGCCAUUGAUGGUCAAUCUGACAGCAUCGUUGGCGAUAUUGAGAACAUGGUUCGAUCUUACAUUGAGAAGCCGAACUGUAUCAUUCUCGCUGUAUCACCAGCUAAUCAGGAUAUCGCAACUUCGGAUGCUAUUAAAAUAGCGAGAGAGGUGGAUCCACAAGGUGAAAGAACUUUUGGUGUUCUCACCAAGUUGGACCUUAUGGACAAGGGUACAAAUGCUCUUGAUGUUUUAGAAGGACGGUCUUACAGAUUGGUGCAUCCAUGGGUUGGAGUCGUUAACCGUUCUCAGCAGGACAUCAACAAGAAUGUGGAUAUGAUUGCUGCAAGGCGCAGAGAACGGGAGUAUUUCCAAACAAAUCCUGACUAUAGCCAUCUCCAGAGCAAAAUGGGUUCAGAAUACUUAGGCAGGGUACUUUCCAAGCAUUUGGAAGCUGUAAUCAAGUCACGUAUUCCUAGUAUACUCGCCAUGAUCAAUAAGAUGAUUGAUGAAAUCGAGACUGAGUUGAAUCAGAUUGGUAGGCCUCUGUCGAAUGAUGCCGGGGCCCAACUCUAUACCAUUCUGGAGCUUUGCAGAGCCUUUGAUCGCAUCUUCAAGGAGCACCUGGAUGGAUCACGUCCCGGUGGAGAGAAGAUUUACUUGAUCUUUGAUAAUCAGUUGCCAGCGGCCAUGAGAAAACUUCCUUUCGACAAGCAUCUGUCUAUGCAGAAUGUACGAAGGCUUGUGUCUGAAGCCGAUGGAUAUCAGCCACAUCUUAUUGCACCUGAGCAAGGUUAUAGACGCUUGAUCGAGAGUUCCCUCACUUACUUUCGAGGUCCUGCUGAAGCAGUCGUUGAUGCGACGCAUUUUAUUUUGAGGGAACUUGUACGAAGGUCGGUUGGCGAAUGCACGGAGUUAAAACGGUUCCCAAGUCUUCAAGCAGAGCUUGCUCAAGCAGCUAUUGAGGCUCUAGAGAGGAUGAGAGAUGAUGGCAAAAAGACUGCUUUGAGGUUAGUCGAUAUGGAGGCUAGCUAUUUGACGGUUGAAUUUUUUAGGAAACUUCCUCAAGAGAUAGAGAAAGGUGGAAACCCAUCUGCGUCAACAGCAGACCGUUAUAAUGAUGGUCAUUUUCGACGAAUUGGUUCAAACGUGUCAUCAUACAUUGGCAUGGUCGGUGAUACUUUGAGAAACUCCCUACCUAAAGUAGCCGUGCAUUGCCAAGUUCGAGAGGCAAAGCGCUCUUUGCUAGACCAUUUUUACACUCAAAUUGGCAAGCGAGAGGGCAAACAACUUUCAAAAAUGUUGGAUGAGGACCCUACUUUGAUGGAACGCAGAGUCCAGCUAUCAAAGAGGCUUGAGCUCUACAAGCAUGCCCGGGAUGAGAUUGGUGCUGUGGCAUGGGCGAAGUAAAAACAAACCAAACUUAGACAGCCGAGUUUUAAUGCCGUUAAUUAUGCCCAAACUGUGUCGCAUCGUUCUUACUAGGUAUAUAGCCUCCUUAGUCGGCAUUUAGAAGUAGUUCUGUCCUGCUUAUUGGGCCAAACAUUUUGAAAACUGGUAGGUGGGUAGUGUUAUUUUUCCUGAGAGUACAAUACUUAGAACUCAUUCGGCUCUUGGUACUAUUCUUUAAGCAGCCUUUGUUCCAUUGGCAGCCUUUGAAGGCUGAAUUAUCAUAUCAAAUUGCACGAAGUUGUGCAAGUCCCAAAGAAAACUAACGGAUCCUUGCAAAUUCA